This is a messenger RNA of Thunnus maccoyii (southern bluefin tuna), 815 nucleotides long. RefSeq names its product late endosomal/lysosomal adaptor, MAPK and MTOR activator 5 (gene lamtor5). Lineage: Eukaryota; Metazoa; Chordata; Actinopteri; Scombriformes; Scombridae. Gene Ontology annotation, molecular function: guanyl-nucleotide exchange factor activity. The coding region runs from base 112 to 387 and encodes 91 amino acids. The record is from RefSeq and is a predicted model, not a curated record. Gene Ontology annotation, cellular component: Ragulator complex; cytoplasm; lysosome. Gene Ontology annotation, biological process: cellular response to amino acid stimulus; positive regulation of TORC1 signaling. The transcript is spliced from 4 exons.
CUCUUAGUGCACGUGACGGUCAGCUGACUCCACCCGGAAGCUCUGAGAAAGCAGACAACCACAACAACAAACCUUCAAACUUGAAUUUUACAGUUAUUGGGAUAGUUAAUCAUGGAGUCGACCCUAGAGCAGCAUCUUGAUGAUACAAUGAAGAAUCCAGCAGUUGUCGGAGUGCUUUGUACGGAUCAACAAGGACACAACCUGGGCUGCCGCGGUUCCCUGUCUGAUGAACAUGGCGGUGUUGUUUCUGUUUUGGCCAAACAAGCCGCAGCUCUCACCAGAGACCCAACAGACUCUCCGACUGUGUGUCUGGAGUCUGACUCCGGAAACAUCCUGGUGAGGAGUCAUGGCACCAUCACAGUAGCUGUUCACAAGAUCGCAUCUUAAAGACUCACCCAGGAAUGUUUAUUGUAAAAAAGAAAAAAAAGUACAUGUAAACACACCAACGUAUGAUCACAUAAACAUGAUGUAUUUAGACAAAGGUCUUCAGGUCAAAGAGUAAGAUGAGUCUCUAGUAUAUUCAGCUCCCAUAUUUAUACCAGACUGCUUGCUAAUUUUCUAAUACAUGAAGUGUGAUUUCUUGCUUUUUUUAAAUUAAUAUACAUCAAUUUGUCAGUAACGCUAUUUUAUUGAUGUCGUGUACAGAAUAGGCCCUGUAUCAUGUGGUUUACAGUAAUGUUGAUGGUGUGUGUGUGUGUGUGUGUGUGGGAGAGAGAGAGAGAGAGUGUGUGUGUGUGACUUUUUGUUGACAUCCAUAUCCUUUAAUCCAAGCCACUCAUUCACAGGAUAACAACCCUUAAUAAACUUUAACUUGA